Rosa rugosa (rugosa rose) is the source of this 1058-nucleotide messenger RNA. Its product is annotated as vacuolar iron transporter 1-like. The transcript has 4 exons. Gene Ontology annotation, biological process: intracellular manganese ion homeostasis. NCBI's taxonomy places the organism in Eukaryota, Viridiplantae, Streptophyta, Magnoliopsida, Rosales, Rosaceae. The record is from RefSeq and is a predicted model, not a curated record. Gene Ontology annotation, molecular function: manganese ion transmembrane transporter activity; iron ion transmembrane transporter activity. Bases 60 to 812 code for a protein of 250 amino acids. Gene Ontology annotation, cellular component: vacuolar membrane.
UCCGACUAAGACUAUUAUUCAGAGUAUAGUUGAGAGAGUGACUUGAUCAGUAUAUUAAUAUGGGGAGUGAUCAUGACAAUGGCUAUGGUGACUUGGAGAAGCAGAUGCUGGUUCUUCACGAACACGAAGAGAAGCACUUCAUGUCCAGUGAGAUUGUCCGUGACGUCAUUCUCGGCGUCUCCGACGGUCUCACUGUCCCUUUUGCCCUCGCCGCGGGGUUGUCCGGCGCUGACGUCAGCUCCUCCAUCAUCCUCAUUGCCGGCAUUGCUGAGGUUGCCGCCGGUGCCAUCUCCAUGGGACUUGGCGGGUAUCUUGCGGCGAAGAGUGAAGAAGAUCAUUACAAGAAAGAACUAAAGAGGGAGCAAGAUGAAAUCAUCGCCGUCCCGGAUAUAGAAGCUGCUGAGGUUGCAGAAAUCUUGUCACAAUAUGGGGUUGAAGCACGUGAAUAUGGGCCUGUGGUGAAUGCUCUAAGAAGGAACCCUCAAGCUUGGCUUGAUUUCAUGAUGAAAUUUGAACUAGGACUCGACAAGCCAGACCCAAUGAGAGCGCUGCAGAGUGCAAUGACAAUAGCCUUUUCAUACGUCUGUGGUGGACUGGUGCCUCUCCUUCCCUACAUGCUCAUUCCAGUUGCUACAAAGGCGGUGCUUGCAUCUGUGGUGGUCACCAUAGUGGCAUUGCUGAUCUUCGGCUUUGCAAAGGGUCACUUCACCGGAACUCAACCUUUCAAGAGCGCUUUCCAAACCGCCUUCAUUGGAGCCAUCGCAUCCGCCGCAGCUUAUUCCAUUGCUAAACUCUUCCAAUCCUACCACUAAUUAAUCACCCGUUAAAUUAUGUGUGUGCUUUAUUAGACCAAAAUUAAGUAGCUAGCUAGUUGGUUUUUACUAGUACUGGUUGCAUGCUUGCUCGUUUGCUUCUACACCUUGGCUUUCUACGAUAUCAAUCUUCUGCAAUUAAGUGUACUAGUUCUGUUAUGGGUUCUUGUUAUAAUGAAUAUUGGGGGUUCCUCCACCACCUAGUACUUAUUGAUAAUUAAGUGCCUUAAUCUUUUUUAUAUGAUA